AUGGUCUCUAGAUCUAGUGAGGGGAAUGAAGGGCCCCAUCCGUCCUCGAGGACUCCUGGAACUCCAGCCAAAACACGAGUCUCCAAACUUGGAUCCAGCCCCUCGAAAAGGGACGAAAAAUCUGGCGAGGGCAGGGUGGUAAAAUCUUCUGCGAAAGAUGUCGCCGAGCUCAAAGAUUAUACUGUUGCUGUGAAGCAGAUCAAGUUGGCCGACCUCCCAAAAAGCGAAUUACGAGUUAUAAUGUUAGAAAUCGACCUUUUGAAGAACCUAGAUGUGAGACUCAGGUACAACAAACACAGCCGUCCCACGGAGCUAACUGAAUGGUUGCAGCAUCCUAAUAUUGUCAAGUACCAUGGUUUCGUCAAGUCUGCUGAAACUUUAAACAUUAUCUUGGAGUAUGUCUCUUCGUCCACCGACCGCUUAAGUAUUGGAGGUGCUAACAAACGUAGGUAUUGUGAAAAUGGCUCCUUGCACUCUAUUUCCAAGAACUUCGGUCGCUUUCCCGAGAAUUUGGUCGGGUUAUACAUGUCGCAAGUUCUCCAUGGGCUUUUAUAUCUGCACGAACAGGGUGUCAUUCAUAGAGAUAUUAAAGGUGCAAACAUCCUCACGACAAAAGAGGGACUUGUCAAACUUGCAGACUUCGGUGUCGCCAGCCGCACUACUGGACUGAGCGAAUCAAGUGUCGUCGGCACGCCGUACUGGAUGGCUCCCGAGGUGAUUGAACUUUCAGGCGCAACUACAGCUUCAGAUAUCUGGAGUCUCGGGUGUACAGUCAUCGAAUUGCUUGAAGGAAAACCUCCCUACUACAAUCUUCAGCCCAUGCCGGCGCUGUUCCGUAUUGUUAAUGAUGACCAUCCUCCUCUUCCACAAGGCGCCUCUCCGGCAGUCAAAGACUUCCUGAUGCAAUGCUUCCAGAAGGAUCCUAAUCUCCGUGUCUCUGCAAGGAAGCUCCUAAAACACCCUUGGAUCGUGAAUGCUCGUAGAUCGGACUCAGUGGUGCCGAAGAAGUCUACGGAGUAUGAAGAAGCGGUCAGAAGCGUCCAAGAAUGGAACGAGGCUCUGCGAUCUCCUGGUGCGGGAACUUUACGGAAGCCCUUUAGACACGAUCGUCAGAGCCCAAGUCCCCUUCGUCGCAAUCAGCUGCCAUCUCGAAACACCCCCACUAAAGACGCUCUUCCAGCCCCCGUCGUUAGCAAUGCCAAAGACCAAUCUUUGUUGUCGAACGCAACUGCCGAAGAUAACUGGGAUGAUGACUUUGCAACUGCCAUUUCUCCCAGUGCGCUGCAGCUACCACAUCUUCGGCCGCAUGACAAUUUCGGAGGAAUGCUUUCCUCUGAAAAGCUCAAGGCAUUCGCCUCACUCGAUGGGACCGUUAUCAAAUCAGAGAAUAGUUUUGGAGACUUCAACGACUCCUUUCGGACUACUUUGCACUGCGGAGAGUCGGAUCCUCUGCAGACUAUCCGACCUUUUCCAUUCAAGCAAACCGGUACGGACGAUGGAUUCGCCCAAAAGUCGCCACUCCAGAUGGAGCCCAAGAGGUCUACUCCUUUCGUACAUAACGUCCCAAUUUUGACACAAAAUCCUGUUCCACCUUCGAGACAGGCUCGUCCAGCCUCGUUUUACAAGGAGAACUCAGUAGAGGAUUAUUCUGAUAUCAUAAUAACUGACGAAGACGUUUUAGGCCGAAAACUUAACGGUGUGAAAGUACGCAUGGAGGCCAAUAUUUAUCCGAAUGUUGAUGAUUGUUUGUCUGACCUGUUUCAGGAGACCGAUGAAGAGCGAUAUAUCUCGAAUUCAGCAGACCUUCCGCCGUCAAAGGAGAUAGUCCGAUAUCACACGCCCUCUCGGGAUGACGAGCAGGAACCCCACUUACGGAGGCAGCUCUCAACCAAGCGUCAUAGAUCAGCGGUAGAGAUUCACAGAUUUGCCGAGAACGAGAGAGACGAAGACUUCUCGGAUAUUCUGGGGCCCGAGGAGGUCGCCCUAGACAAGCCGGAUAGCGAUGGUAGCUCGGAUAGAAGCACCUUGAUGCUUAAUUCACGACACUCAAACAAUUCUUGGCUUGGAGACCAAGACGAUGAAGAUGAUCCAUUCGCCCAGUUAGAGGAAGGGCUCGAUGAAAUGGACUUGGAAGCCAACAUUGCGCGCGAUAAAUAUGCUAGGCUCCGUGGUCAAGUCGAAGGGCUCGUGAGCUCUUUGAAGACUUCUCAAGACGAAGACGUACUUGAGGAUAUCUCGGAGCAAUUGUUAACGAUAUUUUGUGAUCUUCCGGAAACGAAAAAUAUCAUUAUGAGUGCCCACGGCAUGUUACCGAUACUAGAGAUUCUUGAUACGUGCCGUCGACGCAACGUCGUCUCAUGUCUCCUGAAAAUUGUCAAUGCAAUUAUUUAUGAGGAUUACGAGAUUCAAGAGAACUUGUGUUUCGUUGGUGGAAUCCCAAUCAUCAAUGAAUUCGCUUCGAAGAAGUACCCGCGCGAGAUUCGACUGGAGGCAGCUGCUUUUGUACAGCAGAUGUAUCAAACUUCUACCCUAACUCUUCAGAUGUUUGUUAGUGCCGGAGGGUUGAAUGUUCUUGUGGAAUUUUUGGAAGACGAUUAUGAGGAUGAACGAGAUCUGGUCCUUAUAGGCGUCAAUGGUAUUUGGAGCGUCUUUGAGCUGCAAGGAUCAACACCAAAGAAUGAUUUUUGCCGAAUCCUGUCUCGCAGUUCGGUCCUAGACCCUCUUUCACUCGUAUUAAGCCGAGUAUUGGACGAAGGGGGAGAACUCGCCGAAAUUGUCGAGGGGCGCAUCGCCAGCAUCUUCUUCGUCUUCUCUCAGGCUGAAAAUCAUGUGAAGGAGAUGGUUGCCGAACGAACUGUUUUGCACAGAGUGCUGAAGGAACUGAAGCGCAUGACUCCUGCCCAUCAAAUAACGAUGUUGAAGUUUAUCAAGAACUUGUCCAUGCUGUCAACUACACUUGACUCGCUGCAGAAUUCAAACGCCAUUGACGUGCUGACUGAUCUCUUGCGGUCAACCAUCAAAAGGCCACACUUUCGAGAAGUCUCCAACCAGAUCCUGAAUACAAUCUACAACAUGUGUCGUCUAAAUAAGUCCCGGCAAGAGGACGCUGCAUUGAACGGUAUCGUGCCGCUGCUCCAAAAGAUUGUUAAGACUGAGCGACCCUUAAAGGAAUUCGCUUUACCAAUCCUCUGCGAUAUGGCACAUUCCGGAAAGGUGGGCCGUCGUGAGCUAUGGCGCAAUAGAGGAUUGCCUUUCUAUAUAUCCCUGCUUUCCGACCCUUACUGGCAAGUAACUGCCUUGGAUGCCAUCUUUACCUGGCUACAGGAAGAAACGGCGAAAGUUGAGGAGCACUUGCUCAGUUACCACCCUGAUCAGCCAUCAUUCACAGAGUCUAUUAUCAGAUGCUUAACAGUCUCGAAGGCUAAUGCUUUUGAGAAUCUUCUUGAACCGCUUCAAAAGCUCCUUAGGCUGAGCCCUCCCAUCGCAUUGACAUUCGCCCGGGAAGACAUGUUUGUCCGGAUCAGGCAAAAAUUGCAUCACAACAAAGCUGCUGUUCGCUUGAACCUUCUGCGAAUUAUAUCCAGUAUCUGUGAGGCCAGCGAAGACCACGGUGGUCUUCUGGCCGAGUAUGGCCUUCUUGAAGCAAUUAGAGAACUGGAGCAUGAUCCGGCUAUCCUCGUUCGAGACAUGGCUGGAAAACUCAUUCAGGCUAAUGAGAGAAGCGAAUCCUAUGGAUUAGGGAAGCGCAGGCCAGGUGUGAGGAGAGGAAGUACAGCUACUACUCCGCCAGGUCUCUUGACAAACCAGUCUGCUCCGAGUACCCCUUCGGUCCCUCGCACGAACCAGUCGAAAAGCUACUUCGAUGGGCGCGAGGUCCAAAGGCAUCCGCGAAAUGCUCUCAGUGGGUCAGCGCUGGCGCUGCGGCCUGCUAGUAGAGAUGGUGCAAGUCCCGCUCUUGCCGUAGGUGGAAGCAAGGGCUCCAAUGCCUCAAGCGCUUCCAGGAAUCGGCUACCGCGUGUAAUUUUAUUGGCGUUAGUCGAGUUGUUGAACAAUACAAAAAUGGUGUUUCUCUCGUUCGGAGUCUGUAUAUCUGGAUAUCCAUGA
This is a messenger RNA of Aspergillus fumigatus Af293, 4104 nucleotides long. The record is from RefSeq and is a predicted model, not a curated record. Lineage: Eukaryota; Fungi; Ascomycota; Eurotiomycetes; Eurotiales; Aspergillaceae.